Zasmidium cellare ATCC 36951 is the source of this 2496-nucleotide messenger RNA. RefSeq lists its product as uncharacterized. The coding region runs from base 1 to 2496 and encodes 831 amino acids. The transcript is spliced from 9 exons. Gene Ontology annotation, molecular function: oxidoreductase activity. The record is from RefSeq and is a predicted model, not a curated record. NCBI's taxonomy places the organism in Eukaryota, Fungi, Ascomycota, Dothideomycetes, Mycosphaerellales, Mycosphaerellaceae.
AUGUCUGUGGCAAAGAUUGACCUACCAAGUACCAUCAACACCCGACUCAACUACUAUCUCGAUCUCGACCAAGGGGGCACCAGCGUAACGAGCUGCGAGGAGGACUUUACUUUGGAUAGAAAUGGCUUCCAGCUUGUGCAGCAUGAAAGUCGGGAGAAGUCGUUUGAUGAUGACGCGAGGGUGAAGGAUUUGGUGUAUCGAGAGACGGUUGGGUUGCUUAAGGAUGUCACCGGGGCGUCUUUGGUUGCGCCUUUCUCUCACAUCAUCCGACGGCAAUCAUACAAAGAGAGCAUCGAAGCCGCCAAGAAGGCGAAGGAGAUGGACAUUAUACGCUCUAUGAACCCAGCCAUAUUCUGUCACGUCGACCAGAGCUAUAACGGUGCUCUCCAAGUCCUGGAGGAUAAUAUGUCUCCUCCAGAAGCAGAAAGAUGGAAGCGGUCGCGAUGGGGAAUUAUCAACGUCUGGCGACCGAUCGAACGGGCCGUCCUCCGCGAGCCGCUCGCCGUCUGUGAUGCUCGAACGGUCGACGAGGCUGAUCUUCGUCCGGUCAUGGCUUUCUUGCCCCAGAAAGGCGCCGGAACGUUCGAUCAAGUCUCGAAAGGCAAAGGCUUUGAGAUCUGGAAUCUUGCGAAGAAUGAAGAUCACAAGUGGUAUUAUGCCUCGAGGAUGAUUCCUGAAGAAGUGCUCUUGAUCAAAUGCUUUGAUUCGAAGAACGACAGGGCGAGACUGAGUCCUCAUACUGCUUUUCAGUGCGAAUUCGACGAAGGACCGCCAAGACAGAGUAUUGAGCACGUGUCGGAUGUGGAAGAUCGAAUGCUACGGAAUGUGUCUGAUCUUGAGGAUCGAAUUGACAAACUUGAUCCCAGCCAGCUCACGCCUGCUGCUAGUGAGAACACUACUCUAAACACAUACGACUCUUAUGCUCCGCCGACCUUUCAACAAUCUGGCGAUGAGUGGCCUUACACCUUAUCAACUGCACCAGUGCAAGACCCUUGGUCCGCUUGGUACUCGUACUCCAAUGACUGGGCAACACCAAACCCUCCAGCCGCUACCGAUAACGUCGCUACAGAGCCCACGUCUGGUCCGGCGAAUCCGUCUCAUUCUCAAUUUGAGAACUCUUCGCCAGGCUCUGAAGGCGUGGCGUUCAGAGACCGUGAGAUCGCUCAGCUUGACGAGCUCAUGCGGAAAGCGCAGGAAAGCAUUCAGAACUCCGAUACUGUGAUCUCCGAGAAGGAUGGACAGAUUCAGCAGCUCGCAUCAGAGCGAGAUUAUUCGAACGAGAAGAUUGAAGAACUUGAGCGAGUGAUCUUCCACCGGGAGAACACCAUUCGAAAGUGCCGUGAGACCUUCGAAGAGCAGAAUAACCAACUUGAGCUCUUGCAAGACAACUGCGAAUCGAAGGAUGCUGCCAUUUACGGGUACAGUUCGAGGUAUUACACUCUGCAACAGGCUUUCCUCGACAAGAAGACGCAGCUUUGCCACGCUGAUCGACAAGUCCAACAGCUGCAGCACGCGCUUCACGAUAUGCGAACGAGCAUGGCCGACGAGAUAGCAGAGUUGAGGAACAUCAAAGACGAAGAGAUUGGGAAGCUCCGUGAUUUCUGCGAGGCUCGAGAGGCCGUUGUGCAGCAGCAAGAGCAGAUCAUUGCGCGCGGUGCCAGUCUCCUGGAGGACCGCGAUGCCGAGCUUGAGAAACUCGGCCAGCAAAUGAAGGGCUUGGAUGACGACUAUCGGAACGAAACAAGGGAACGUGCAAGAUUUGCAAGAUUGCUUGACGAGCGUGACGAGGAAAUUGGUCAACUGAAGACUUCGCUUUCGAAUGCCUUGACGCCUCAUUCUAGGCAGGGCAAGCGUGAGGCGGACAAGACUCCCUCUGCGGUUGACCGCGAUGAGAAGGUACUCUAUCACCCUUCUCCCUUCGCGACUGCUGCAACACCAGGCCGCAGAACAACCUCCAACACAGGCCAGUGGACUCCAAAGGCGAUUGACAACUACACACCGCUGCCUCAUGAACAAAGACGAGCGUCGGUAUGGAAAACAGGCCUGCAGCCUGCUGAGCAGCAUCAUAAAUUCGGAGUUCCAGGGAAAUUGGCAUCGCCAUCCCCGUCGGAGGAGAGGACACCGCCGGAAAACAAGAGUCGUGAUCUUCGGCGUAGCGAUAGCCUAAAGCUGUUGGAGCGACUUGCAUUGGCUGAAGAAGGCGGCAGUCGCCCAGCCAGGUCUCAUCAUCAUCAUACCGGUUCUAAGCGCGUCACGAAGCGAUCAAGACUUCCUCUGGACAACGACGACGACGACAUAGCCUCUCGCCCGCCUUUGCCCGCGCGUGUACCGCCACGGAAGAUGCUCUCCGUCAAUGAACUUGGCAGUCGAGCAAAGAAUGAUGGCGAGACAGGUCAUCAACGCCCAAUAUCCAGACAUCAGUCCAUACAAGAGUUCCCCAGACACAACAGACUACAGGCCUAUGUAGAGGACGGUGCGAGUGGUGGUGACGUAUAG